AUGGAAGAGACUAAAUUUCAUUAAUUCAAGAAUGGAUUCAUUUCAAAGAAUCCGAAUCAAAAUUCUGAAAGGCUUAUUAAGAUCAAUACGCAAUAUUCCCAAUACCAAUCUUAAAGUCAGAGAGUCAAAACUGAAAUCAAUUAGGCUUCUUUAAGUUCAAGAUUGGAAAAAUCUAAAACUAUUUCUUAGUCUACCUACUAUCAGUCGCCUCUAUUGAGAGAUGGUCAGCUGGAUUAAAUAGACAAAUUGAAGAGAAUGGAUAAAAAUGAUUUUUUUGGUUAACUGAAUAGUUAGGAUCCAUAUAGAUACCCUAAAAAACUAGAGGAAUUGCCAUGGAAUCCAUCCAAAAGUACAAUCUCUUAAGCUAAGGUGGUUCUACCAUUAGAGCAAAUGGAUAAGGUCAUUCCCUUAUCCAAAUUUUCCAGUAACCUUACUAAAAGAGUGGUCAAAGAUAAGAUCCACCGAGGCAUACCCCUCAAACACGAUGUCCAGAUGCUUGCAGAAUGGACUGACCUAAUGCUUGAGUAGGCAGUAGAGAAAAAUCAAGGACAAUCAGCAAACAUGUACGAGGAUCUAUAGUAAAUCUUUACUCUUUGUUUGAAGGAGUUGAUUAGAUAGAUUUCAUUUGAUUGUAUUGAGAAGAGUGUACUUUUGGAGAAGAUUUGGAAUCAAUACAUAGAGAUAAACUAAUCAGUAUAUUAGUCAGUUCUCGAAUAAAACAACACAUUAGAGAAGGAUCAUUUACAGGAAGUAAUGAAAACUCAUUAGGCGUAUCAAAUUGAGAUUGACAAAUAUUUGAUGAUUUUGAAGAAUCAAAAGUCAGAUAUGGAUUAAAUUAUGGAAAGAUUGAUGAAGUUGAAAGGAAAUACAAAAUAUUUAAAAAAAAAUAAUCGAUAUUUGAAUUCUUAAAUAAAGACAUUGAAAGUAGAGAUUUAGGAUUUGAAAACUGAAAAUAAACAAUAUUCUGAUUAGAUAGAGAAGAUAACUGAUGAUUUGCAUGAGUACUAAAGAAAUGUGCAGUUUCAGUAUGAACAAUUUUAAAUGUCCAACCAAUAUCAACCUAAAAUAGAGUAUGAAUAGGGGCUAGUUAAGAAGAAGAUCAUGAGGGCUGGAACAUAAAAACAAUUGGUGAUUCAUUAGAUCCCAUAAUAUCAAUUGCCUGUGAUUAAGCCAAUGAAGAGAAAGAGUUUCUAGAAUGCAGAACAAUAACCGACAUAGUAAGAGAAAAUGCAGAAAAUACUAAAUGAUAGUGCCUCAUUCAGCAAUAUCGAAAUAUUAUUAGAGGAAAGAGCUACAGAUACAGAUGAUUUAAAUUAGAUUUUGUAGUUAAGAAAGGAAGUGGAAAUCUAAACAAUAGAGAAGAAGAGUCUAACUAUUUCUAUUCCUAAAUUUGAAUUGAGAGACAGAAGACAACAGAUAAUUUAGACUGAAAUAUCUUACUUAAAUAAAUCUACUAAGGUUACUCAAACAGAGUUUACAGAGGAACUUUUGGAAUCUAUCAAAUUGGAGGAAGAACAUCUUUUGUAACUACAUGAAGCUAUCUAAUAAGCUACAGAACAAUACCAAUAAAUAUUGCACCAAAUAGAGAAGGGACAAUAACCUAAAUUGAAAGAGUUAUAUGACUAUUUAGAUGAAUUUUAAAAUUCAAUGAAAGAAAACAUUAGCAAAUAAAAGGAAAUUAGAACUAAUUUAAUUUUAGUUAAUAGUACAUUUAAGGAUGAAAAUAAUAGAAAAGAAGAGUAAUUAUAAUAAUACGUACUUAUAUCUUAUUUUAUGAAGUAAAAAAAAGUAGCUGAGUUAGAAAGAGCUAAUGAACUUGCCAAUCAAGAAAUGGGAGAGUUGGAAAAUCAAUUGGAAAUUUACGAAAAGAUAAAUGAUAAAAUUGAAAAAAAGUAUUAAAAAUUGAAGUCCAUCAAAACGAACAUGGUUGAAAAAUCGUAAACUCUUGUUGUCUAACUCACCUAAACUCAUAAAUUCGCUGAAAUCAUGAAAAAAAGAAUUUAAGAUAAAAGAUUAAGUACAUUAGGUCCAAUUUAAAGUAAUUCAAAAUAAAGAAUCUCAAACGUUUCUCCCUUAGGAUCUAUGAUCACUACUAGUUAACCUGUGAAUUUCGUGCAAACCUAACAAAGUGAACAAUAAUUGUAAUUGGAAAAGAAAGAGGAAUUAUUGCCUAUUCCAGAGAAAACCUCUCUGAAGAAAUAAUCAAGUAAAAAGAAUUUAGUUCAAUAACCAUAAUAAUAACAAGUAAUGUAAUAUCGACACGCUUAAUCCUAAAACACUUUAGAAUUACCUUCAGUCUAAUAAGAAAAACAAUUCUCUUCUCAAUAUAACAUCUCUGUAAUUGAACCCGAAGAUAACUAAUUUGCAUCAUAGAAAAUUCCAUCUCAGUAAACUAGUCAGUUACCUAGUCAAUAACCUAGUUAAUAGUAAAGUGAAGAAGAAGGCACCGAUAUGUAAUUGACUCCAAGAAGUAAAGCAUCAAAUUAGUCAAAGUCAAGGCCUACCUAAAAAAUUCAAUUGCCUUCUAAUCAAGGAGCCAAAAAGGGAUCAAAGAUAUAAAAGAAAGGGUCUGUUAUGCCUUAGCAAAAUGAUUAGGUCCAAUUCCUUUAAGAAACCAUAACAAACUUUAUCAAUUAGAACUUCAGUUCUAGUGAUUCAGAUAGCGAUGAUUCAGAGUAUAACAUGAAAUUAGAAGAAAUCAAACAAAGGAAAAGAAAGAUCGGAUAAAAUAAGAAAUCUUAUUUUUCAUAAGCGCCAAAAUUCUAAAAUAAGUAGUCUAUUGACAGUCCUGGGUUAAAUAUGCUGAGAAAUAAUAUAAUUAAAUAAUUGGCUACUAAAUUUGCUACUAAUUAAAAGGAGAUCACUUCAAAAAUGAAAAAGGGCAAUGUCUUAAAAUUCAUUACUUAAUUUUAUGGAGAAAAGUUAAAAUAAACUUAAAAUAAAACAUCAUUACACAUCAUUUGUUAUGAAUACUUUUUUAACACUUACGGAUUUAAAAAUAUAGCAGAACAGAAAUUGACUAGUUUUUAUGAAUCAAUUUUUGUACAUAGGGACAACAUAAGAAUUAAUUUAUUUGGAAGAUUCCUACAACUUUAUAGUUCUUUGACAGUAGAUGAUCUCGAGAUAUACAUUAAAACCUUAAAGUAGUUGGAUGAGGAGAAUCAAACACUAGACACAGAUAAAGGAUAAUUUAUUUUGGUUGAAAAAGCAAUUCAGAUUCUUGAUCAGACCCAUUCUUAAAUACCCUAAGAAUAUAGAAAUAAUAUCAUCUCAGAUAUUAAAAUGAAUUACAUAGAGAGAAAUUUGAAGCCUUACAUUGACUAUGACUAUUACAUCAGCAGAAUUCUGACAGGUUAUUAGAUUGUUAAGAAGAUGCAUAUGACACACUAUUAAGAAGUUUUUAAUUCUGCUGAUAUGGAUUUAGAUAAUAUGAUGGAGUACUAAGAAUUCAAGAAAUUAUACUAUUAUUUUGAAUCUUGCCAAGGCAAUUCAAUUCCUGAGAGCAUUAUGGAAAGAUAAUUUAUAUCUAGAUGCGAUUUAAUAUCCAAUAAUGAGGGAGAAAGAGCAAUGUCAUUUGAUAGAUUCAUUACGUUUUCAAUAGAACAUAACUUAUUUUCCGAAGAGAAAUUCACUAACUUUGCAAACAGUGUGAUUGAAGAAGACCCAAUCAAAAGCAUAGAGGAUUUGCAUAAGAAUUGGAGUUAUGUUAAGGAAAGGCUAAUUAACAGGAUUUAAUAUGCGGCAGAGGAUGAAAUCGAGUACUUCCAGAGUAUCAUAAAAAAGUUAGAAUAAGCUUUGACCAAUGACGAUAGACGAUAAAGCAUAUGGAUCUCAUAUAAAAUCAUUGAUAGUGAUACAAGAUAGUUAUACAUCAACAAAUUAGUAGAUAGUUUGAUUCCAUCAGAAUUCAAUGAUAUUAUUCAAUUUGAUGAUUAUUCCUCUGAAGACAAUAACUGA
Paramecium tetraurelia is the source of this 3957-nucleotide messenger RNA. RefSeq lists its product as uncharacterized. Gene Ontology annotation, molecular function: calcium ion binding. The record is from RefSeq and is a predicted model, not a curated record. NCBI's taxonomy places the organism in Eukaryota, Ciliophora, Oligohymenophorea, Peniculida, Parameciidae. The transcript is spliced from 14 exons.